CUUAUAAAAUCGCAAUGCACCGCACGCAUCUACCUUUAUUUUUUCUCAGUAGGUUUCUAGACUGUGGUUCAUUUGACAACUCUCAAUGUUAAUUAACAAUAAACAACUUAGGUUUAAUUUGUCAAAAUAGGUAUAGUAGUGGGAGUACACAAUACAUUUUAUUAUUACGUACUAAUACAACUUAUGUAUGAAAGUUUCUUAUUUGAGAUAAAGAAUAAAAACUGCAACCAUGAAUUAUAAGGAUCGAUGUAGAACAUGCUUAGGCAGUGGCAAAGAAAUGCGACAUGUUCAUAAUAUUGUGUCGAUAACCGGAGAAAAUGUUCGCUUAUCCGAUAUUUUAGAGAAUUUUUAUAACUAUAAGAUCCCAUCGAACGAUUUGCUACCCGACCAAAUAUGCAUUAAUUGUGUUCAUCAACUAACUAUAACCUACUCUUUUAAAAUACUUAUAAAAUCUAGUGAAAAAACAUUGUCUGAUAGUUUAAAUCUCACCGAUUCAACAAGUGACAAUUAUGACGCAAGUUUUGAUUCAGACGACCUCAAACCCAUCAAAGAAUCUCAUAAAUCUCACAGAAACAGAAUUAUUAAUAUGGAGAGAAGAGUAUCAAAAUUAGAGGACUCUCUAAUAUUCUGUGUAGAAUGUAAGGCUGAAUUCCAUUCUGUUAAAUAUUUAAAUGAACACUGCCGUAAUAGUCAUCCUAUAAAAUGCACAAUUGGUCGGGAUUGUGAUUUUUGUCACGAAAAGUUUGAAGAUUUUCGGUCAUUAGUAUUACAUAGAAAAUUGCAUUUAAGGCCAUUUGUUUGUGAAAACUGCUGGGAGGGAUUUUACAGUGCAAUGGAGCUGAAUAAUCAUUCCUGUCAACCAAAUUUAGACAAAAAGGACAAAAAUACGUCUGAAAAAGUGCUACGGCAGUGUGAUCAGUGUGGUAAAUCAUAUCCUCCUGGCUACAUCAGGAUUCAUAUGCUAACGCACAGUAGCGAUCGGCCAUACAGUUGUAAAUAUUGUCCAAAAAAAUUUAAAGUUCCUGGAAGUUUACAUUCACAUAUUCUAUGGAAUCACAAAAGGACACGAAACCACAAAUGCGAGGUCUGCAAUGCUACAUUCAUAUCCUCCAGCUCUAGAAGUUCACAUAUACGUAAAAAUCACUUAAAAGAGAAAAAAUACGGUUGUGAAAGCUGCGGCAAACGUUUCUUCUCAAAGUCCGAGUUACAGAGACAUUCGUUAACUCACACCGGCGUCAAGAACUUCCACUGCCACAUGUGUGAUAAAUCAUAUCAAACGAGGUACGGAUUGAACGUCCACUUGAAGUCGCACACACAAAUGUCUAUGAAUGUGUUAAGUUGUAACAUGUAGUCUUAAAUCUUAAUCUUAAACACAGCUAUCAAUAGUGAUCUCACUUACUCAAGUAAAUAAUUUAUUCAACAA
Messenger RNA from Danaus plexippus (monarch butterfly), 1423 nucleotides. RefSeq names its product PR domain zinc finger protein 5-like. The transcript is spliced from 2 exons. Gene Ontology annotation, cellular component: nucleus. The record is from RefSeq and is a predicted model, not a curated record. NCBI's taxonomy places the organism in Eukaryota, Metazoa, Arthropoda, Insecta, Lepidoptera, Nymphalidae. Bases 230 to 1351 code for a protein of 373 amino acids. Gene Ontology annotation, biological process: regulation of DNA-templated transcription. Gene Ontology annotation, molecular function: zinc ion binding; DNA-binding transcription factor activity, RNA polymerase II-specific; RNA polymerase II cis-regulatory region sequence-specific DNA binding.